AUGAAAGGAUUCAAGAAGCUGUUUAACAAGAAGGAUAAAGAUCACAACCUUCAGCAAGAGCAAGCACACAAUUCGCUCCCUCAAGCACCUCAACAGUCUCAACCACCUCAAGAAGGGUAUGUAACAAUGGAUAGCUCAUCUCUUUAUAAUAUGCCUGCUUCUGAUCUUGUUGAAAUCAUUUAUAAAUAUGAUUCCGAGGUAAAACACUUGAAUCAGCAAAUCUCAACUGAUUCGGAGCAGCUUGCACAGUUCAAAAAGGAUUUCCCUGAUCUACAGGAGAAGCUGGCAUUAUUUAAGAAGCACUCUGAAGAAUUGCAAAGCGAAUUGAGCAAGGUAGAGGCUGAGCUUGCAGAUACACAGACUUCACUUGAAAAUAGAAAAGCUGAGCUGGAUUUGACAAAGAGCCAGCUCGUUUCAAAGGACGAGCUUUUAGCUAAUUAUAGAAAGCAAGUAGAAGACUUUCAAACGCAAAUAUCAGAACUUGAAAAUCAAAGUAUACAAAUUCCAGAAUCCACUGGGAAUUGUUGCACUGACAGAGAAGCUGAAAUCGCAAAACUUCGCUCAGAAAUUUCUAAAUUAAAAUCAAGCUUAUCUGAGUCUAACAAGCUAGGCCAAGAAGUCCAGGAAUUGAGAAUCACUAAUAAAAUGCUUGAAUCAGAGAUUGCCAAAAUGUCGAUACAAAAUGAAAACAAUAGUAGCCAAAUAAAAAAUCUCAAUGAAAAAAUAGUUCAAAUAGAAAAACUAAAGCAAGAAAUUGAAAUAGAAUGCCACAAGAGACAAAUUAAUUUAGAUUCUCUAGAAAGAGAGCUUUCUAGAAUGCAAUUUCAAAAAGAAUCAAUGGAAACUGAAAUCCGCGCUUUAAGAGAAAAUUUGAGCAUAAAAGAAAAAAAAUACAAUAAAAAGCAAAGUAAAAUCGAGAUAAUGCAGGAUCAGCUUUCAGAGAAAACAAAUGAAAUUUAUAAGCUCAAGCAUGAAUUAGAGACAGGGAAACAUAACAGCCAAGUUGAAAUAUAUCAAAUAAUUGAAAGCCAUAAAAAAGAAAUGACUAGUCUUGAAAAUCAAUAUAAGCAAAAAAUAGCCCAAUUGGAAAAUGCAAUCAUUGAGAGUAAAAAAGGAGAAAAUAACGGAAAUGACAAAUACCUGGAAAAAAUCAGCAUUUUUGAGCAGCAAAAUAAAGAAUACAACUUGAAACUGACAGAAUUAAACGAAAUUCACAGAGAUCUCUCAUUGAAAAUUUUAGAUCUAGAAAAAGAAAACAAAGCAUUAGAAGAGAGUUUAAAAAAGUCCCAGCACAAGCGAGAACUUGCUAGACAAGAAGUGAUUAGGUUAUCGCAAAAACUAGAACAAAAAAACUCUGAAGUGAAGUCUAUGCCAUCUCCUACAAAGAAUGAAAACUUCGAUUUCAAAUUAUCUGCAUCAGAGUUAUCAAAGUACGAAUUGAAAGCAUUAUAGCAAUUGCCCGAGGAUGGCGCUAUCUUGCGCCAUCUUCGGGCAAUUCAAAAAUGGCCCCACACCGGGAAUCGAACCCACGUGUGGGGCCAUUUUUGGUGUGUGGCCAACAUCGACUUACACGCACCAAAAAUGGCCCCACACGUGGGUUCGAUUUCCGGUGUGGGGCCAUUUUUUUGGAUUGCCCGAGGAUGGCGCAAGAUAGCGCCAUCCUCGGGCAAUUCCUAUAUCCCUAUUUAAACUCGAGCUUGAAGCUUUAUAUAAAAUGCUUAUGAAAAUCAUGAUGAGUUCUAAUACAACCCAGAAAAAUGGGUCAUUUAUAUACAGUAUAAGAAGUGACGAGUUUUCAAAUCUAGAGCAGAAGCUUAAUAACAUUGUCAUGCAAGUCCAUGAAGCUUUAGACUCUCCUGAAGCUCAUAUUCAAACUGCUCCUGCUGAAAAUGUAAAUUCAUGGUCAUCUAAGCUAACAAGCGCAGUUUCGAUUGUUAAGAGGGGAAUGAGUGAUAGAGGACCUGUAAAAUUAUUUUCUUGCAUGUCUUCGCAAGAAGAAUCAAAAGGAAAUAUGAUACCAAAAACUUCCCAAGGUAGGAGGCUAAUAAGCAAUACAGGAGGACCACGAUCGGCAACCCCUGGAUUACAAGAACAAGAAAGAAAUGGAAGAAAAAAGCCAGCUGAAGUGUAA
Blepharisma stoltei is the source of this 2131-nucleotide messenger RNA. The record is from the annotation of a GenBank genome assembly. Lineage: Eukaryota; Ciliophora; Heterotrichea; Heterotrichida; Blepharismidae.